GAGAAGAGAUAUACGUGGAGUCGGCACUAGAUGUAGCUGGAAGUAAGAUUAUUGAGUGAAGAUUGACAUCAACACACACCACAGCUGAGCUGAGCUUCGGAACGGCGACACAAAAGCAAGAGCAAGAAAUGAAUUAGGAAAAGCCACCAUAGCCAUAUCUGUGAGCACUUCUCCGUCUCCUGUGCUUGAACAUCAUCGACAUCGACAUCAAAUCUUUUCCAUCGAUUGUACGGCCCAUUCUUUUCAUCACAUUUACCUUUCGCCUCAUCAUUUCCCCACACAGCACGCUGCAGGACCAUUCGAGAUCGAUCCACCCACCCGCAAUCAUCCCUGGCAAUAUGAGUAUCAUUGAAGAAGCUCCAAAGCGAAACCACAACCACAACCACAACCACAAUCACAACAUCAUCAACACCGACAGGUCUUCAUCGCCGAAUCCAGCCAAGAGUAUAUCGCCCGCUGGCAGACCUUCAAAAGUGACUGGGGAUGAGCCUACAGCAACAUUGAAUCGACGUCGUACCAAUCGUUGGUCCACAGAUGGAAUCCCGCCAGGCGGAAGCCGUCGUAGGAGUUCGAAUUUCUCGGAAUAUUCGCUGAACGAGCUCAACAAGAGUUUGCGGGAUUCCACAGACGACAUUUUAUUUCCUAAGCCUAGCGAUAUGAAGGAGGAACACAAUCAUGAUUCUUCACACUGGGAUUCGGCCCCUCUAGCCUUUGCGCUUCUGCCAGCCAUUGGCGGUCUCUUCUUCACAAAUGGAAAUUCGGUCAUAACGGAUGUGAUGCUCCUUGGAUUUGCCGCAAUUCUACUCAAUUGGUCUGUAAGGGUACCAUGGGAUUGGUAUCAUUCCGCACAGUCGAUUCGAAGGAAAGAGGUAUAUAAUGAGGAAAUGAGUCAAGAGGAAGGAAGCGGAGAUGAAUGUGCGAUGGAGUCUCCGAACGAAAACCUCGAAGAUACGUCGGGCGACAAACCGAGCUCGCGUUCCAAGACCGGGCGACGUCAGCCUCUACACGAGACUGCUACCAAUGAACUUUAUGUGCAUGAGAUAUUGGCUUUAUUAUCAUGUUUCAUAUUUCCAAUGGUCGGGGCAUAUAUACUACAUUCAAUACGAUCACAAUUGAGCCGCCCGUCCGAAGGACUGGUCUCGAAUUACAAUUUGACCAUUUUCUUACUAGCAUCAGAAUUGAGACCAAUGGCACAUCUAGUCAGGUUAUUGCGAGCAAGAACACUGCAUUUGCAAAGAGUUGUGAAUUCACAUUCGUAUGACGGUUCCGAUAAAAAAACGUCUGAAAAUAAUGAAGCGUUGAUCCGAAGAUUGGAGGAAUUAGAGGCCCGAGCCUCAGUUGUAGAGCCAUCGACGGAAAGCAUGCCAGAGCCGGUCUUGAAUGGGAAGCAAUCGGCAAUGCUUACUACAGAAGUUCGUCGCACCAUGCAACCUGAUUUAGAUGCUCUAAACCGAGCUGUACGCCGUUAUGAAAAGCGUGCUACACUUCAAUCAUUCCAAACGGAAAGCCGUCUGUUGGAUUUGGAAGCACGAUUGAAUGAUGCCAUCUCAUUGGCGGCGGCAGCGGCAAAUAAUUCACAAAGACGCGGCACAUUCAGAAUGAUAUUCGAUUGGAUAUCUUCAGCUAUGAUUCUCCCAUUGCAAGCUUUCGGUACUAUCGCAAGCCUUCCCUUGAAAGCUCUUCUCUCGGUGGUUAAUUACACCCGAUUUCUACUUGGCGGCCAUGAAACAAUGGAGAGACCUAAGAGAAAUUCGAAUAGUCGAAAUACAUCUCAUGCAAAGGGUGUUGACCGUGUACAAAACAAAUCAAAGAGAUGAAGAUUGAACAGUUGGAAAGUUGGAAUUUGGACAUGACAAUCAUCAAGUUAGAACCAAUGAAUGAAUAAUUUAUGCCACUUUCCUUUACUUGUUGCACGAUAUCUAUACACAAGGCUUGUUCACGGGUUUGUCCACAGACCUAUUCACAAGCCUAUUCACAAGCCUCUUGAAACACGUUUUCGCAACGACUAUGUGAUUGGUUUCCAAGAGUUGAAUAGUUACACGGGCUGUGAGAAACGUAUCAUAGGGGUUCCAUUAAUCGAGGGGCCUCACAGGUAGUUUAUUGUCGUGCGGGUGUAACGCAUACAAAUCCGACUCAAUUGUUGAUGGCUUUCGAUUUAAACAACCUUGAGAGAACAUGGCGAGAAGUUGCUGAAAUCUGGAGUUUGCUCAUCUGUCGAUGACGAAUUAUUAGGAAGAAUAAGAAAGUAUGAGUCAAUAUGAUUCAACAUGAUUUCCAGCAAUUCAGAUCUUGAGGCUUAAGAACGGAUGAUGCCCUUCAUUUGUGAUUUCUAAACAUGUUGAGAUUUUUUUCCACAAUAUUCAUAUUCA
Messenger RNA from Botrytis cinerea B05.10, 2369 nucleotides. RefSeq lists its product as hypothetical. The record is from RefSeq and is a predicted model, not a curated record. Lineage: Eukaryota; Fungi; Ascomycota; Leotiomycetes; Helotiales; Sclerotiniaceae. The transcript has 2 exons. The coding region runs from base 339 to 1817 and encodes 492 amino acids.